AUGCAGAGAGCAAAUGUGUUACUACCAAAGUAUGAUCCGGUGCAGGUUGGAUAUCUAUCGGAAAAGUGUAUUGCUGUGGACGAGGAUGAUAAGAUCAUUGGCGAAGUGACAAAAAUGGAUGCACAUCGUGUGGAGACAUUGUACAGUCAGCAUACACGAAAUCGCACCAUUGGUGAACAUCGAGUGUAUACAGUAGUCUUUCUUAGCAAAAUCACUUUUCCGUGUUUAUGGGCAAAUACGUGCUGUAGCCACCCGUUAUUUACCGCCGGCGAACGGACUGGUGCUACUGGAGUAAUCGCAGCGGUAGUAAGAAAAAUAGAACACGAACUGGGAUUCGUGGAUUUGGAGCCGAAAGAAUGUCACGUGAUGGGACGGUUUCUGUACAAAGCAGUGGAAGCGGACUCAUUAUGGGGAGAACAUGAGCUCGACUAUGCAGUGGUAACGAAGAAUGUGCCACUGGAUCGUCUUGUACCCAAUCCACAGGAAGUGAGUGAUAUCAGAGCAGUUGAUGAAAAGGAACUUACCGAUUGGAUCGCAUCAGAAUCGCCAUCGUUCUCUCCAUGGUUUCGUCUUUUCUACCGUCUAAGGUUUUUGUCGGAAUGGUGGUCAAAUAUCGAUCACAUAGAAAAUCUUCCAGUUGAUAUGAGUAUUAUUCGGAUGACCUAA
Messenger RNA from Angiostrongylus costaricensis, 666 nucleotides. NCBI's taxonomy places the organism in Eukaryota, Metazoa, Nematoda, Chromadorea, Rhabditida, Metastrongylidae. The record is from the annotation of a GenBank genome assembly.